CGUUUGUCAGGAGCUACUGGCAACAGACUAAGAUGGUGUGGAACUUGGGAGUUCGAGGCAUAAAAGUGCGACAUAGCGGCAGUAGCGUCGCGAACGAAGCCUAGUAACCUGUCGAAACAGAGGUUGAACCAUACAAACCAGGCAUGGUUCAAAUAAUACUUACCACACUAGAACAGGUUAUUGUUUUGUUAGCUCCAUUUCCCCUUUCGGAACGAGAAAAAUUUCCUAGUUAUUUUUUGGACCCAAGAAUUGGUCAGCGUUCCAGGAAGCGAAUUCGUCUGACUUACAGCUUAAGCGUAUUCUGCUUUGCGGAAGUAAGAGAAUCUGAAGAGGCGCUUUCCUGAAACUUUAAGGAUCUGAUAACUGGGACUCUGCGAAUGGCUUCCACAUCUGACCGGCCAGUAUCAGCAUCUGCAAACGGAAGGAGGGCCUUGUCGACAGUCACUUCGAUUGAGCAUCUGGCGAUAGAGCACCCCAUACUUUGUUCAAUAACUCUUCAACGAGUUGAGGAGGAAUUUGAUUCUGAAGUAGCCAGAAGUCAGCAAAGAUCUGGUGAACACUGGAAGCAACACCCACCUUGUGAAAGAUGCGAGUCUUCCCGUCACUUCUCUGAUCAUGAUCACCGAUCGCCUUUUGUCAUCGGACAGCUUUUUCAUCUCAUCAGAAAUCGACAACACCCACGGUGCCGGUUCUCCACUUCUCAUAGUGAGUUCAGUGUACGAGAGGAAGACUACUCUUCAACAGAAUCAGCUGAAGAUCAGAAAGAAAUGCCAUCCAGUCUGCUCCAAAUUAAAGAGGUCAACCCGGGAAUCCAUCGAAUCCACGCGGGCCAUUGCAGGAAAUGGAAGAAAACAAUGCUCCAGCCUUUAAGGAUGCUCUAAAAUCUGCGGGUUGUACGAGACCCUGAGAGUGAUGAGACAAACGACCAUGUAGAGGUGGGACCCCACCUCUGAGCAAUGAGUGACCAGCGACCUGCAAGGACUCUAAAAAUCAUAUACUGAAAAUCUGGUAGAGAUCUCUCGUGUCUCCGAAUUUGGAGCAUGUUCGAGGACCCUCGCCUUCUGCCGAAACUGAAAUCGUUUCCAUCGGUGAGAGUAGUGCUUGAGAACGUGAGGUGUUUUGGAAUGUUCAGGCUACUCUUUACAGCAUUGGCUCUAUAUUCUCUCGUGAAAGAGCAGCCAAAGGUAACACUCUUUGCAAAUAUAAGAGAGUCGAAAUUUCAGAUGGUCCACAUAACUAAUCAAGCUCUGGUAGUAGACUAGAUCUGAGAACGAACGUUGCUUAUAUCGACCCAUCUGAACGCUAUCGAGUUCAAGAGUAACCAGGUUCCUUCACAACUUGUACUUGAUUUUCUUCUAAACCAGGGGACUGUGCGACACAGCGAGCAACAGAGCUAAGUGGAGCGCCAUACUUAGAACGUGUUUGUCCAGCUGAGCAGAGGAAAGAAUAGCAGACGAGGAUUCUCUAAUUUAUCUUUUGGUUUUUUUUUUUAAAUCUACGAAAAGCUUGGCCAGAAGUCGUCGAAGAC
Messenger RNA from Marchantia polymorpha subsp. ruderalis, 1528 nucleotides. NCBI's taxonomy places the organism in Eukaryota, Viridiplantae, Streptophyta, Marchantiopsida, Marchantiales, Marchantiaceae. The record is from the annotation of a GenBank genome assembly.